This is a messenger RNA of Physeter macrocephalus (sperm whale), 1052 nucleotides long. Its product is annotated as interleukin-1 receptor-associated kinase 1. Gene Ontology annotation, biological process: protein phosphorylation. The transcript is spliced from 8 exons. The annotation marks the transcript as partial. Gene Ontology annotation, molecular function: ATP binding; protein kinase activity. The record is from RefSeq and is a predicted model, not a curated record. Lineage: Eukaryota; Metazoa; Chordata; Mammalia; Artiodactyla; Physeteridae.
CCCUUUCCUUCCUCUGCUUCCCAGGGCACCCUCCCGCCCCCUUUCUGCCCCCCAGCGCCACCGCCCCGAGGCCUAACAGCAUCUCUGCACCUUCUGAGGCCGCGGCCCCCAGCCCCCAGAAGUUGCACUCGUCGGCCUCCACCCUCCUCUCCCCAGCUUUUCCAGGCUCCCAGACUCAUUCUGACCCUGAGCUCGGCCCUGUCCCAAGCCCUGCUGCCCUCCAGCCACCACUGCCAUCGCCAGCCCCUUCCUGUAUCAAGCGGAGCCCAGACAGCCCAGCGUCGCUCCUGCAGGGGGCCCACUCCUCUUCGUUCUGCUGGCCCCUCCAUGAGAUUUGCCAGGGCACCCACGACUUCUCAGAGGAGCUGAAGAUCGGGGAGGGCGGCUUUGGGUGUGUGUACCGGGCUGUGAUGAGGAACACGGUAUAUGCUGUGAAGAGGCUAAAGGAGGAGGCAGACGUGGAGUGGACCACGGUGCAGCAGAGCUUUGGGACCGAAGUGGAGCAGCUGUCACGGUUUCGUCACCCAAACAUCGUGGACUUUGCUGGCUACUGUGCUCAGAGUGGCUUCUACUGCCUUGUCUAUGGCUUCCUGCCCAACGGCUCCCUGGAAGACCGCCUCCACGUCCAGACCCAGGCCUGGCCCCCUCUCUCCUGGCCUCAGCGACUGGGCAUCCUUCUGGGUACGGCCCGGGCCAUUCAGUUUUUACAUCAAGACAGCCCCAGCCUCGUCCACGGAGACGUCAAGAGUUCCAACGUCCUUCUGGAUGAGAGACUGAUGCCCAAACUGGGAGACUUUGGCCUGGCCCGUCUCAGCCGGUUUGCAGGCGCCAACCCCAGCCGGAGCAGCGCCGUGGCCCGGACUCGGACUGUGUGCGGCACCCUGGCGUACCUGCCCGAGGAGUACGUCAAGACGGGGAGGCUGGCCGUGGAGACCGACACCUUCAGUUUCGGCGUGGUGGUGCUGGAGACCCUGGCCGGCCAGAGGGCUGUGAGGAUGCACGGUGCCCAGACUAAGUAUCUGGUGAGCCUCCUGAGGCGGGGCAGGGAGAGA